AGAGUGUGGAGAAAGAGCAGCUGUCAGCAGAGGACCGUAUGGCAAGGCGGGCUCCCUGAGAUUCUAUACUCCACUGAGAUUCUUUUACCGCUGUUUGCUGUUUUUACCUUGCUUUGUUUUUUAAAGUUUCAAAGGAUAGGCAGGUGACAUUCAUCUUGGCACCACCAUCUGCAACCAUGCUUCACUCUCCACUGAAAACCGCACUGGCAUAUGAGUGCUUCCAAGAUCAGGCCAAUUCAACUUUAGCUUUGCCUUCAGAUCACAAGUUAAAAACAAGAGGGACAGGAAAACAAAGGGUCCAGGAACAGGUGAUGAUGACUGUCAAGCGGCAGAAGCAAAAGUCCUCCCUUUCAUCAGCAUCAAAUGCAGCAGGACAAUCCAACCGAGGUUCGAUGUAUGAUGGUUUGUCUGAUGGCUAUAACUAUGGAACAGCCCGUGGUAGCUAUUAUGCCAAAGCCCACACAGGAACCAAUAACUGGGGCCAUACGAUGUACAAUGGAACGCUCAAAAGAAAUGCAGCUGAGAACAAACGCUAUAGUUCCUACAGCCAAAUGGACAGUUGGGGUAGCAAGCAUUAUAACAAGAUCUGCAGUCCUACACAUGCUGGCAGUGACUACUGCUUUGUGCAGAAUAUGAAGAGUAGUCGGAGUGAGCCAGACCUCUACAAUGACCCUCCACGAGGCACGCUAAGGAGAAAUCAGAGUGGAAGUCGGGUGAAUCACAAGGCCAGUCUACAUCGUCACAGCCUCUACAGCACUACAUGCAACAACCAGGAAGGAAUUUCAACCCUCACAAGGUCAAAUAAGAGAAUUCCAAUCCGCACCCCCUCUUGCACGUCUGCUAACAAGCAAGAUGCAGUCUAUGCCCAGCCUGUAGCCAGCAAGCCUGAUGCAAUCUACGGACAAGGUCGCUCCAAAAUAUGUCAUGAUGAAGUGGAAUAUGGAGCAAUGACCAUCCAGAAAGCCAUUCAACUCCUGUGUUCCUCAGAUGAGAAGAACCAGGCCAUGGGUGCCUACUACCUCCAGCAUACCUGUUUUCAAGAUGAAUCUGCCAAGCAAGAGGUUUACCGACUUGGAGGCAUUGCCAAGCUGAUUGAACUUCUGCGUAGUUCAGAUGAGAAUGUACAGCAAGCUUCAGCUGGGGCCCUUCGAAAUUUAGUCUUCAGAAAUCCAGCUAAUAAAUUAGAAACCCGCAGGCAGAAUGGAAUUCGAGAGUGUGUGAGUCUCCUGAGGAGGACUGGGAACACUGAAAUACAGAAGCAGUUGACAGGAUUGCUCUGGAACCUGUCCUCCACUGAUGAACUGAAAGAAGAUCUGAUACAUGAUGCUCUUCCGGUUCUGACUGAUCGUGUUAUUGUACCCUUUUCUGGAUGGUGUGAUGGUAUUAGCAAUAGAACAAGAGAAAUUGUUGACCCAGAAGUUUUCUUCAAUGCCACUGGCUGUUUAAGGAACUUGAGUUCUGCAGAUGCUGGACGUCAAACCAUGAGAAACUACCCAGGACUGAUUGACUCUGUGAUGACAUACACCCAGAAUUGUGUGGCAGCUAACCAGCCAGAUGAUAAGUCUGUGGAGAACUGUAUCUGUAUCCUUCAUAAUUUGUCCUACCGCCUGGAUGCUGAAGUGCCGAAUAAAUACACUCAUCUUAACCACUUGGCCAGAAACACUCACACAGAUAAAAGCUUGACAGGCUGCUUCAACAACAGAGGAAAGUUAGAGUAUGAUGAAUAUAAUCUACCGCUUCCUGAAGAGGACUAUAAACCUAAAGGUUCCAGCUGGUUGUACCAUUCUGAUGCCAUCCGCACCUACCUGUCUUUAAUGGAAAAGAGCAAAAAAGAUGCCACUCUGGAAGCAUGCGCUGGAGCUCUGCAAAAUCUGACUGCAAGCAGAGGAAUGAUGUCGAAUGCAAUGAGCCAACUAAUUGCCUUAAAGGAGAAAGGGCUGCCCCGCAUAGCAAGGCUCCUGCAAUCCAAUAAUGCUGAAGUUGUCCGAUCUGGAACAUCUUUACUGAGCAACAUGUCUCGACAUUCUAUUCUCCACAAAACCAUGGCUCACCAGGUGCUUCCAGAUGUGACUCGCCUUCUAGCCCUCCAGGCUCCAGGUUCUAGCAACUAUGGAGACAUCAUGACAUCAGCUUGCUAUGCCCUGAGGAACUUAAUCAUGCACAACCCACAGACGGCCAAGCCCUACUUGACUGGCAGUUUGAUAAAUAAUGUAGUAGGCCUGUGUCGAAAUGGAUCUUAUCCCAAAGCAGCUGAAGCAGCUCGAAUGCUGCUAUCUGAUAUCUGGUCAAACAGGGAACUCCAAUCUAUACUAAAACAGCAAGGAUAUGACAAGAAUAUGAUGGGAUCUUUAACAGGAAGCACUUUCAGGACUUUGUCUUCCAGAUUCUAAGAGACUUUGCAUGUUUGGAUUUCAGAGCAUGUAACUGGUUCCUGUCUGGAAUCUUCAAUCCUCAAGAAAUUAGUUAGGAUAUUAAAAGACUUACAGUAUUUUGAAAAUUCAACUAAAUUGUAAAAUUACGGAUGAAAAUUGUAUUGUCUAAUAUAAGUAUCUUAAAAUGUUUUAAUGAAUAUUUUAAAUAUAUUUUUCUCUUUUGUUAAAUUGGGAGACUGGUUAUUAAUGUUAUGUAUAAGCCAAUUUACCAAAAAUUGGGAUUUAUCAUUUUGAAUGACGUACAUAACAACUAGAUAUCUACUUCCCUAACCAAUGUCAAUAUAUUAGGAAAUGCUAGGGAAAUAGUGCCUAAUUGCAGCUUAAUUCAUUAAAAAAAAAGCAUGAUUUUUUUUUAUAAGUGUGUACAUUUUUAGAUAGCAUUAGGUAGACCUAAUUUUGGAUCUCUAGAUAUCGCUGGAUGACCAUUCUCAUCAUCCAAGAUCAGUAAAACUGCUUUGAAUGAUGGGGGCCCUUGGACUAUUUGGAAAUAUUUUCCAUAGAGUUCAGUGGGAUUUACUGCAAUAUAAAUGCCUAUAGAAUGGCAUCCUAAGACCAUUUUUGUACAGCCAUAGGUCUAUCUUACUGGUGAACAUCAGAUAGCAUUUUUAUUCACUCCCAUUUUAACUAAUUUCUGUAAAAUUAAUAACACCUAACAUGUUUAUUUCAUUUUCAAUAGCCAUUAUAUAUAUAUUUAGUGACAUAUUAUUCCUUUUUAUUGCUGAAUUUCCAUUCCCUCAAUGCCUCAAUAAGGGAACCCUCCACUAGUAUUGUCAUUAUAACCCCCAUAAGAAGUAUAAUCUCCAAACUAGAGAAUACCAGAUAGAGGAAUUCUGUCCAAAUUUUGUUUUCAUGGGUUCCCUCCUGCAUUCAUUCAUUUCUCUGCUUUGCUUUCAUAUUUCCCGAUUAUUGCUAUGCUUUUUCCCCUGUAGAUCAUUUAGAUGUCAAGAAGCAAAUUCACAUAAGAGAAGUAUUUCCUGAAGAGUUUCUUAAACUUUGUUUUUGAACUAUAUAUGAACAGAGGUUUUUUUUUUAAUUUUGUCACAACAAUAUACACAAGCAUCAACAUAAAAUAACUACAUAUCAUAUAAGCAUAUAUAUGAGCAAAAGUAUGCAAUAACUAUAUUAAUUUGAUAUAAUGAAAGGAAACAAUAGGACAGGAACGGUAGGCACUUUUGUGCUCUUAUGCACGCCCCGUAUAGUCCUCUUAGGAAUGGGGUGAGGUCAAUAGUAGACAGUUUUUGGUUAAAGCUUUUGGGAUUUUGAGAAGAGACCACAGAGUCAGGUAAUGUGUUCCAAGUGUUAAUAACUCUGUUGGAGAAGUCAUAUUUUCUGCAAUCAAGAUUGAAGCGGUUAACAUUAAGUUUAAAUCUGUUGUUUGCUCUUGUAUUAUUGUGAUUGAAGCUGAAGUAGUCUUCAACAGGAAGGACAUUGCAAUAGAUGAUUCUAUGAGUUAAGCACGGGUCUUGUUGGAGUCGGCGGAGUUCUAAGUUUUUUAAACCCAGGAUUUCAAGUCUGGUGGUAUAAGGUAUUUUGUUGUUUUCAGAGGAGCGGAGAACUCUUCUUGUAAAAUAUUUCUGGACAUGUUCAAUUGUGCUGAUGUCAGAUAUGUGGUAUGGGUUCCAGACAGAUGAGCUGUAUUCAAGAAUAGGUCUAGCAAAUGUUUUGUAUGCUCUGGUUAGUAGUGUAGAGUUUUUGGAAAAGAAGCUAUGCAAAAUUAGGUUCCUUCUACAGUUUUGGGGGGGAAAACCUGGAACUCUCAGGAUAAUACCUUACUACAUUUAUCCAUAACUACAAACUUCUGUAUGACUCUCAGUAGUGUAUCUCACAAAAAUGUAUCUUUCCUUUUAAAAAAAAUAAACUUAUCAGCUGAAUAUGCCUGCCAAGAUUAUAAACUCAGAAAGAAGAUAAGAGAAGUAACCUUAUCCUUUCAGUGUCUUAAAUGGAAGCCUAAUGAAAUUACAUUUUAAUAAGUUAUUAGACAAAUGAACAAGAUUUUGUUACAUUGCAAUAUUUCCAUUAGUUCAUCUUGACCAAUGAACAGUGGAUAAGGAAGGGAAAUGGUUGCAUUUCUUUUAGUUUUUAAUAAUGCAACCAUUAGGAAUGUCCUGUUUUCCAAAUAAUAUUUCCAUCUUUGUCCUCAUGAAGACAUUCCAUAAGUGAUAAAGAGAUAAUGCAUAAUCCAGUGAUAUAAUUUUAUUGAAAUGUUAUGAGCCGUGGUGGCACAGUGGUUAGAGUGCAGUACUGCAGGCUACUUCUGCUGAUCACCGGCUGCCAGCAGUUUGGCAGAUCGAAUCUCACCAGACUCAAGGUUGACUCAGCCUUCCAUCCUUCUGAGGUCAGUAAAACAAGGACCCAGAUUGUUGGGGGUGAUAUGCUGACUCUGUAAACUGCUUAGAGAGGGCUGUAAAGCACUAUGAAGCGGUCUAUAUGUCUAAGUGCUAUUGCUAUUGUCCUAUGCCUUGCUGAAAAUAUUUAUUCAGAAAUGAAUGUGAGAACAUUAAUAGAGCCCUACCUAUCUUAGUUUGCUGUUCUCAUACUGGCCUAUCAGAUAUUGAUUUGAACCCACAAUUGGGACAUGAACCCAAGAUUUCUAUUUUAUAAAUGUUUAUAAGUGAUACUUAAAAUAACACAUAAGCUUUAGGACUAGCUGUUAUUCAUAGACUUUUAUAUAUUAUAUCCAUGAACUGAUUUAUUUCUUUUCAAAACUAUUGAACUCACAGUCAUCAACACUUAAGAUAGCAGAUUCUGUGGUUUCUCUGUAUGCUGCUUUCUUUUAUUUUUUGGGAUUUUCCACAAUUCAGCAUACAAUAAUUUCCCUUAUCAAAGCAACUUAAAAAAACUGAAAAGGAUAUUGGAAUUCAGCGAACUUUAACUCAGGAAAACAAAUUAAAUAUAUCCAGAGCAUUUUCUGCUAAGUCACUUCUAGAAAAGCUUCUUUGGAGGAAAAAGGAGUUCUCUUGAACAAUACAGGAUGGAGUAGAGGAGUUAUUAGAAAAGUGAACCUUGUCCAAAUUUUAAAAAGCUAAAGAAAUGUAUUCUGAAUAGAAAGCUGGAGCAAAGCACACAGUGAUGAAGUUUGGGAAAGGAAGAUCAGGUGAGGAGAAGGCUGCUAAGUUGAGAGGAAGGAGACUGAGAUAGGUAUAAAAAUGGAGAAAUAAUGAUGCCUUGGAACUGCAAAGGUGAAGGAUGGGAAAAUUUAUUGAUUUGAAAUAUUGAUUUGAAAUGACCAAUUAAAUCUUUUGGCAACAGAUAUCUGUGUUGACUAUAUUCAGUUUUAAUGAAAUCAAUCAAUAGUAAUUAAUUACAUUGAUACAAACAACCAGCACCAAAUUUAGAGACUCAGGUUCAUUAGGGGUCAUAAAAUGAAUAUGACUACAACAACAACAACUCUUGAAGUAAGAACUACCCAAAUGUAUAAUGUUGUUUUAGCACAUCCUGGAAAAUUUAAAUGGUGGUGCAGAAGGUUGUCUCAAAGCACAGUGAGGAAUCCUGGACCAUGUUCGUGGCAAUGCUGGUUUUGGUAAGGAAUGACAGCACUUCAAGCCAAUGAACUGAUAAUAGGCCUCCUGGCACUUUCUUAUAUAUGAACAUACAAUUAGAUAUCAACACAUCAGAUUGGUCAACAAGGUUCUAACAACAUUAUUCAGAAACCCUAACAACAUUAAGAAUAAUAUUGGGAUCUAAAAUUGAUUUGCAACUUUGAAUUAAUAGCAGCAUUUGAUUCUUUUAGUUAAAUGAUGAAAUUAGCAGGAACUAUCAAGUAUCCAUUGCUACUUCUAGAACAAAUUUUAUAGUUCUUUAAUUCAUAUGAUAAGAUGCCAAUUACAAUAUUUAGGACAACCUUCCAUGAUGGCUUAAUUAAUUCUGUAAUUUAUAGUGAAAAUAAUUUGAAGAGUAUGAGGAAGGAUAUACAGAAACAAUUAUAUCAAAAGCUUUAUUUUGUUCAUACCACAGAGUCUUUUUCCCACUUCUGUAUGCAGUUAAAAAAAUAUAUCUGCUGUAUAUGUAAUUUGUGAUUGGCCAAAAUUGUUUAUGGAAACAGAUCAAGCAUAACCUUUGGCCUGGCUGCAUAAAAGCCAAAUAUAAGAAGGAGUAAUGGCAUAGGAUUUGACUAAUUGUAAAUAGAUUAGUAGUUGUUAUAGUUUCAACAUAGACAAAGCACCUAUUUUCCUCAACAGGGCUUGCUUUGUUUUAAGCCUCAUAAAAAGCCAAUAAAAUGAUGUAUUGAAUGUCCAGUGCAUCAUUUCAGAAGACUUGUGUACACAAGCAAAAUUUUUGCUAGAAUUAUUUUUAGUUGUAAUAUUAGUGGUCUUUUUUCUAACAUCUAUGCAAAGCUGUAAAAUAUAUGUGCAAAGAAUCUCAUCCUACCCUUGUUGUUUUUUCUGUACUAUAUGUGUAUUUGCUUCAUUGGAACAUCUAAAGUUAAUAAAGUACUGAAAGUCUCUUAA
Molecule: messenger RNA, 6880 nt
Organism: Ahaetulla prasina
Lineage: Eukaryota; Metazoa; Chordata; Lepidosauria; Squamata; Colubridae
Gene: PKP1
Product: plakophilin 1
Exons: 14
Coding region: 177-2390 (737 amino acids)
Biological process (GO): cell-cell adhesion; cell-cell junction assembly; intermediate filament bundle assembly
Cellular component (GO): adherens junction; plasma membrane; cytoplasm
Molecular function (GO): cadherin binding
Source: RefSeq, a predicted model, not a curated record